AUCUUUCUCUCCCUUUCCUCUCCUCCCUCUCUCUCUCUCUCGAACACAGUCUAACAUUAACAAAGCAGGAGAGCAGAGAGAAGGAGAGAGGGAUGAACAGAAAGUGAUAGAGACACUGAGCAAGUGUGGAGCACUUUUACAAUUCAUUCAUCUAAGCAGGAUUGGAGUGGUCUGGAUGCUAGAAAGAGAGGGCAAGGGUUUUCUCACAGGUGACAUUUGAUGUAUGACAAUCUGACCAUGCUGAACCUACAAAACAGCUCCAACUGGUCCGGCCCUAACAACUGGUACCACCCAGCCGACACCAUCACCCCUCAACACGGCACAGAUGGUUGUGUGGAGGAUCUGAAUGUGCAGAUGGCCGGAGCAGGGGAAGGAGUGGUGCAGGGAGAGAGGGAUGAGGUGGACGAUUCGCAGCUACACCUGCAGCUCAAGAGGAAGCUGCAGAGAAACCGCACCAGCUUCACCCAGGAGCAGAUCGAUGCCCUCGAGAAAGAGUUUGAAAGGACUCAUUACCCAGAUGUCUUUGCUAGAGAAAGACUGGCUGCAAAGAUUGAUCUUCCAGAGGCUAGAAUUCAGGUAUGGUUCUCCAAUCGGAGAGCUAAGUGGAGAAGGGAGGAAAAGCUGAGAAACCAGAGGAGAUCAGGGAGCAGCAGUUCCUGUUCUCAGACACAUACUCCCCUGAGCACGUCCUUUAACUCCCCUGUAUAUCACUCCCAUCACAGCAACAGCUCAGGCUCAAUGCACAGUCGGAGUGAUUCUUCUCUCUCAGGCUACAGCUCUCUGUCUGUCUUCUCCAGUAUGCAGUCUUUGCCCUCCCAGUCCACUCCAACUUACUCCUGCAUGUUGCCUCCCUCUCCUUCUGCUCUUCCUCCUCUGUCCCGAAAAUUUGACUCAUCUUACACCUCUCCCCACCUUCCACCCCCACCUACGGCCAGCGCAAACACAGGAUUCUUUGCAGGAGUUUCUGCAGCGGGCCAGACUGCAGUUCAAGGUGGCGAUCAGGAGCUGGGACAAGGUCUGAGUCAGUACUGGACGAGACUGCAGUAAACAACACACUUUAUCAUGUUCAGACAAAACCAGCAGAGCUUCAAUCAGCAAAAUGUUUUACAGAAAAAUGUGUCAGGAAACCCUGCUUAUUUUACAUGAUUUAAACAUCAGGGAAGCAGUCGAUGUAAGCCAUAAUCCAGAAUUUAAAAAAAUCUCAAAAACCUGCACAGACAAAGGAGAUAUGGACUACAGCAUUUUUAACCUGCACAUUUAUAGACCUACUCACCAUCUAUGCCAGACAAUAGCACAAACUAGUCUGGUUAAACCAGAUAUUGGUAGUUAAACCGUGCACUUCUAAAAUGCCUCUCAUAUUUAUGCAACAAAAACUGUUGUUUAAUUGAGGUGCCACUUACAAUCAAUGUGACAGACAGCGUGUGACCAAAAUGAGGAUGCUUUAAAAUUGCAUCUGUAGAUAUUAAGUUGUGCUUUUUAAAAGUUUGGGGUUGGUAAUGUUUCUUUAUUUAUUUAUCAUCUAUAUACAGUGCUCCGCAUAAUUGAGUACAGCCCAUUUUGAAAAUUAAUAUUUUUCUCCAUUUCUCAGUAAAUAUAGGCAAUGUAUUUUGGUGCAUUUGAACAAAACAGGUUUUUUAAACAGAUAUAUUUAAUAAAAUAACAUUUUAGUCACCGAACAUAUUGGAAAUUGAAAGAUAAUACAAUUAAAUUGCAAAAAAAAAAAAA
Messenger RNA from Danio rerio (zebrafish), 1725 nucleotides. Lineage: Eukaryota; Metazoa; Chordata; Actinopteri; Cypriniformes; Danionidae. The record is from RefSeq and is a predicted model, not a curated record.